Populus trichocarpa (black cottonwood) is the source of this 1719-nucleotide messenger RNA. RefSeq lists its product as uncharacterized. Bases 179 to 1552 code for a protein of 457 amino acids. The transcript is spliced from 9 exons. NCBI's taxonomy places the organism in Eukaryota, Viridiplantae, Streptophyta, Magnoliopsida, Malpighiales, Salicaceae. The record is from RefSeq and is a predicted model, not a curated record. Gene Ontology annotation, molecular function: GTPase activator activity. Gene Ontology annotation, biological process: activation of GTPase activity; intracellular protein transport.
CAGUCUUCCUCAAAUCCUCAGAAGAGAAAACUGAGUUCAAAACCGGGUUGAUGACCCAUCAAGACUCUCUCUUUUCUCCUUUCACUCCUCUAAAACCACUCCAAUGCAACACCAACAAAGACCCACUAUCCCAACUCGCUCGGCUCACCCCCACUGACUCAGUCCCAACUCAGUUACCAUGCUUAAGAAGGGCAAGCUCAAGCUCCCUGACAGGCUUGGUAUUUUGGUCCCUGGUUUGGACGACAAAGAGGAGGAGAAUGGAGGGUCCGAACCGGUUUUCGAGUCCGGUGAGGAGCUUGAGAUUAUGGAGCCUAAUGGGGUUGAGUUAGGCCACAAGGAAAAUGAGUAUGAAUUUGAUUUGGGUGUUGAUGAUAAAGUUGGGGAUAAAGUGGAUGCUUUUAGGACCCGGAAGAGACCCGAUAAAGAUGGGCCGGGCCAUGUCACGGUUAGGGAGGUUAUUGCAGCUGAUGAGAAAAGGUCUGAUCUUGAAUAUGAGUUCUCUCAAAAGGAGAUAAAUUUGGAAAAGGUGAAGAGAAUUGCUAGUAUGGGGGUUCCUGAUGGAGGAGGAUUGAGGGCAACAGCUUGGAAGCUAUUGUUGGGUUAUUUAUCUCCUUCUCAUGAUGUGUGGGAAAAGGAGUUAACCGAGAACAGACAAAAAUAUGCUAAGCUAAAAGAGGAGCUUCUGCUGAGUCCUUCAGAGUACACCAGGGUAAAAGCUGAUGCAAUGAUUUCCGCUGAGCUGAGCAGUGAAGGUGAUGUUGCUGGACCACUUAAGCGACAAGGAAUUUCUCAUGGAGAUCAUCCCCUGAGUGUUGGUAUGGCUAGUGCUUGGCAUCACUACUUUAAGCAUACAGAGAUUGCAGAACAGAUUGACCGUGAUUUGCAGCGCACACAUCCAGAUAUGAAAUUCUUCUCAGGGGAGUCCUCGUUCAGUAAGAAGAAUAGGGAAGCAAUGAGGAACAUUCUUCUCUUAUUUGCAAAGCUAAAUCCAGCUAUUUGUUAUGUACAAGGCAUGAAUGAGGUCCUGGCACCAAUACUCUAUGUAUUUAGUACUGACACUGAUGAGCAGAAUGCUGUAAAUGCUGAAGCUGAUAGCUUUUCUUGUUUUGUUCGACUGCUGAGUGAUUCAGUGGAUCACUUUUGCCAACAGUUGGAUAAUAGUCCUGUUGGCAUCCUCUCCACUCUUUCCCGCUUGGCAAAAUUAUUGAAAGAAAAUGAUGAGGAAUUAUGGAAGCAUCUUGAAUUCACUACCAAGGUUAAGCCACAAUUCUAUGCAUUCAGGUGGAUCACUUUGCUACUGUCUCAGGAAUUCAACUUCCAAUCCAUUUUAAGAAUCUGGGAUUCUCUUUUGAGCAAUCCUUUUGGGGUUCAGGAUAUGCUUUUGCGGAUCUGUUGUGCAAUGCUGUUAUGCAUGAAAAGCAGGCUAUUGCGUGGUGAUUUUGUAGCUAACUUGAGGCUUUUACAGCAUUACCCUGACAUCAACAUCGAAUACCUUCUCCAGGUAGCACAGGAUCUAAGUGCCGAUACAUCAUCCUACAGUUUGUCUUUGUAAAUUAACGUGUUGUAUACAACUGUUUGCAUAACAAGUUUUGUAUUUGACCAAACAAGAAUUGAGGUGCCGCUGUGAGUUUCUUGCUUGAAGUUUUUCCCUCUCAUCCUUUUCUUUCAAGGAUGGAACUGAUCAGCUGAAAUGAACAUCAACUAUCUAAUUUUGUUCUA